CGCCAAUCUGUGCCAACCGAAGGGGAGCCCGGCCGUUUAGUUCCUUAAGAGAUUGCCCACUUACUUCUUCGAGCUUUAGCAAUUUGACGCGAUUGUCGAAGUUCGAAGAACAAAAAGUAAAUUCGCGAGCGCCUUUACAUCUGCUUGUAGAAGACAUGAGGCUUCAAACGUCGAUUGUGGUGUUGGUGUUGAUCGCCUUGUUCGGAUUUUCUGAUGCCAGGAGAGGAAGGACGAGAAGUAGGACUAAGUCAAAGUUUCAAAUAGGAUUACCGAUUACUGGAAAGUAUAGGGAUCCGGAAUCUGAUCAAUACUACAAUAAUAACAACGGAGCGAAAAUUAUUCUAGCCUCGCAUUUCGAUUAUGAAUACGUGCUGGGCCACAAAAUAGCCUUCCUGUGCGUCGCUAGGGGCAAUCCUCGGCCCCACAUUAUCUGGUACAAAGACGGAAGCGAAAUUUUCACCCAUCAAUAUUUACACAUACACGAAUGGCAAAUCGGUAGAGACAAGAUAAAGAGCAAACUAGAAAUCGAUCCCGCAACGCAAAUGGACGCGGGUUUGUACGAAUGCACGGCCGACAACAUGUAUUCCAUCGAUCGCAGAUCGUUCAAAACCGACUUCAGCAUCGCUUUCGAUUAAAUGCUGUUAUAUAUCAUAACUUACAGUGCGAUAGAAAUAGCUGGAGACGACGCGCGGCCAAUUAUUUAUCACCCGAACUCGCGCAUGUGACGUCUCCGACUAUUACUAUCGCACUGUACGUGUAAUACGAAUUAAAUAUUACGAAAAUCUUACCGUUUUUCGCUGUGAACGAUGUC
This is a messenger RNA of Phyllotreta striolata, 811 nucleotides long. The record is from the annotation of a GenBank genome assembly. NCBI's taxonomy places the organism in Eukaryota, Metazoa, Arthropoda, Insecta, Coleoptera, Chrysomelidae.